This is a messenger RNA of Dermacentor silvarum, 610 nucleotides long. It is a transcript of the gene ND-B18, whose product is annotated as NADH dehydrogenase [ubiquinone] 1 beta subcomplex subunit 7. The record is from RefSeq and is a predicted model, not a curated record. Gene Ontology annotation, cellular component: mitochondrion. Lineage: Eukaryota; Metazoa; Arthropoda; Arachnida; Ixodida; Ixodidae. The coding region runs from base 130 to 528 and encodes 132 amino acids. The transcript has 3 exons.
CGGCCGUAGCCACUGCCAGCCUGCCAGGGCGAAGGGCACCGCAUAGCUUCAAGAGGACAGGGCUUGAUUUUCCCGCACCCUGAGGGACGUCCGAUUCGGAAAAUUCUGGGAUAAACAAAACGGGUAACCAUGGGCCAGUACUACGGCACGAUGACCACUGUCAACGGUAAUCCUUUGGUGCAAAUUAUGGAACCGGAGAAGAAGGUCUUCCAGCCCAAGUACGAUCGGAUGCUUGGGUUUCCAAACGGCCGAAAGCCCCGGGAGAUGGUGGCCACCGACGCUGAAAUGGAAUCUGCAAAAGUGCCGCCAGAAUAUCGAAACUUUUGUGCACACAAGUUAAUAGAGCUUCGUGCAUGCAUGAAGCACAGGUUUCCCUUUGUGACUACAUGUGGCCACGAGAAACAUGAAUAUGCCAGCUGCAUGUAUGACGACUACAUGAUACGCUACAAGGAGUAUGAACGAGAACGGAGACUCAAGGCCAGAGAGGAGCGUCUUUCCAAGAAAAAGACCGAACUGUUGCUCGAGUGAGUUGGAACAAACGCCCCAAAGCUUGAGGACCUGUACAACUCAUAGUGUUUUGUUGCAUAAUAAAAGGAGAAGAUACACCAAA